UUUCACUGACAGCCCCGUACAUGAAUGGUUGUCUAUUAACUUGUUCAAAAAGUAUCAGGAGUUGUCAAGGCUCUGGCGGAGAGGCAGACGUGGUUUGUUGAUUCUUUAAAGACUAAGAAAGAAGUUUGUGGUCACAACAGGACCAACUGGCUGAAGGAAGUGAUACGUUUUCUACUUCAGUAAAGUUACUGAAACCGGCAAGGUACCUACAGAAAACCUCUGGAUUGGACUUUCUUUCGCACUGGUGAGGCAAGCGUCAGAAAACCGUUUUAAUGUAUAACAUGAUGGAAACCGAACUCAAACCUCCGGCACCCCAAUCAACUGGGGGUACGGGGAAUACUAACUCUUCUGGAAACAACCAGAAAAACAGUCCGGACCGAGUUAAAAGACCCAUGAAUGCCUUCAUGGUGUGGUCUAGGGGACAGCGAAGAAAGAUGGCGCAGGAAAACCCCAAAAUGCACAAUUCGGAAAUAAGCAAAAGACUCGGGGCCGAAUGGAAACUUCUUUCCGAGAGCGAGAAGCGACCUUUUAUUGACGAAGCCAAGCGUCUCCGUGCUCUUCACAUGAAGGAACAUCCGGAUUAUAAAUACAGACCCAGGCGGAAAACCAAGACCCUGAUGAAGAAGGACAAGUACACUCUUCCAGGUGGGCUUCUUGCACCGGGCGGUAAUGGCAUGGGCUCUGGGGUGGGUGUAGGGGCUGGCCUGGGCGCCGGGGUUAACCAGAGGAUGGACAGUUAUGCACAUAUGAACGGAUGGACAAACGGAGGCUAUGGUAUGAUGCAGGAACAGCUUGGCUACCCGCAGCACCCCGGACUGAACGCGCACAACACAGCACAGAUGCAGCCCAUGCACCGUUAUGAUAUGAGCGCGCUUCAGUACAAUUCUAUGACAAGUUCGCAGACAUACAUGAACGGGUCGCCCACAUAUAGCAUGUCCUACUCGCAGCAGACCACCCCUGGAAUGACUCUCGGCUCGAUGGGUUCGGUGGUCAAGUCCGAGUCCAGUUCGAGUCCACCGGUUGUCACCUCUUCCUCACAUCCAAGGGCUGCCCCAUGCCAAACUGGGGACUUACGGGACAUGAUUAGUAUGUACCUCCCGGGCGCAGAAGUUCCUGAGCAAACUGCUCAAAGCAGACUUCACAUGUCCCAACAUUAUCAGAGCGCACCUGUACCCGGCACAACGAUUAAUGGCACGCUCCCAUUAUCACAUAUGUAAAUGAACUUUUAUAUCAGAAAACUGGACUACUCUGGACUUAUUUUUGUACAGAAUUUUUUUGGGGGAGGGAAAGUUGUAUAGAACUCAAGGAAAGAACACGAAACUUUUUUUCUUUCUAUUUAAAGAAAAGCUCUAGAGGAACGGUAGGAUCUACACAAAAGUUUUUUUUUCAGGUGUAUGAGAUUUUGAAAGUAGAAAAGGGGAGUCAAUCAAAUGUUUUAUUAUUGCAAUCAUGUUUUGUACAGUAUUUAUCAAAGAAACAUAACAAUCAGAUGUAAUGUUUGUAAACUACAAGAAGUUAAAUUUUUAUGAACGUCAAUUCCUCUUAAUGAAUGAAUGGAUAAAUAAAUAAUAGGGCCAGGAUUGACACGGAGUUCAGGAUACUCCAAACUCACUCUGCAAAUACUGGAGGGACAGAAAAUAUGUAAAAGCAGGUAAAUGUUUCUCCUUGAAGGUAAAUAGUACUAAACCAUUUUAAUUUAGUUCAAAUGAGAGUAAAGGAAAAACAAGCUUUCUCACAGGUUAAAACAUUAUUGUUAAUUUAUAUUUUGUCUCCCACUCUCCAUCUGUUAGAGAUAUGAAGUUUUCUGUUCAUUGUUUUUCCUCAUGGUUUGUAAAUUUUCUGUAUAUUUACUGUGACAUUUUAAGUUUUGUUUUAAAUCUUCAUUUCCGUAGUUGUAUUUUAAAAUGUGGCCUGUCCGCAGUUGCCAACACUCCAUGUAUAUAUUUGAACUAAUAACAUCAUUAUAACAGUUACAGCUGAGUUUUUUUUCAAUAUGCAGUUUGAAAUGAAUAAAUUUUUGAAAUUUGGAUAUUUGAAAUUGUU
This is a messenger RNA of Alosa alosa (allis shad), 2043 nucleotides long. It is a transcript of the gene sox2, whose product is annotated as SRY-box transcription factor 2. Lineage: Eukaryota; Metazoa; Chordata; Actinopteri; Clupeiformes; Clupeidae. The record is from RefSeq and is a predicted model, not a curated record. The coding region runs from base 273 to 1217 and encodes 314 amino acids. The transcript has a single exon. Gene Ontology annotation, molecular function: DNA-binding transcription factor activity, RNA polymerase II-specific; RNA polymerase II cis-regulatory region sequence-specific DNA binding. Gene Ontology annotation, biological process: anatomical structure morphogenesis; forebrain development; inner ear development.